UCCGGAAAUACUCCUUUUGAUGUGGCUGAGAAGAUACAGAUGCCCGAGUCAGUGUUUACAUCGUAACAAAACGUUGCUAUUGAAUAAGAAGCCUCUUGCCAAGAAAACAUGUCUGAUACGGAAACAAAACCCUCAAGCCAAGAUGGUGGGGAGAAGAAGGAUGGAGAAUAUAUUAAAUUAAAAGUUAUUGGCCAGGAUAACAGUGAAAUUCACUUCAAAGUGAAAAUGACAACACAUCUAAAGAAACUGAAGGAGUCAUACAGUCAAAGACAGGGUGUUCCUAUGAAUUCUCUUAGGUUUCUGUUUGAGGGACAGAGAAUUGCAGACAACCAAACACCCAAAGAGCUCGGGAUGGAGGAUGAAGAUGUCAUCGAGGUAUACCAGGAACAGACAGGAGGGCUCUGGAAUGAUUAGACUUAGCUGCAUUUUUUUCUUGUUUUGUAUUUUGAUUUUAUAUGUAUUUAGAUUUUUCUUUUCUUAUUUCAAACCAUCUGGAUCAAAUCAACACUUUUUUAAGGUAUCCAUUUGCAGAGGCAGUGUCUCUGUUACCAGCUUAUGCAGGUAGCAGAGACACAUAUUAGAUGUACUUGCUGUAGCCUUUUUCACUUUUGAGAGUCCAUAUGGAGUGUGCAGUGACAGCUGCAUUCGACCUCGUUUGAUAUAGCGGACACGUUCAAGAUCGAGCUCUGAAUGCUACAGAGUGUGUGCUUUUUCAGUAGUAGCCUUUGUUCCUUUUUCCCCCAUGUUGACCCAAGUUCAUGUUGCUUAUUAGGUUUACUGGGAUACUGCUGUGGAGGUUUUUCCAUGUACAUCAAUGACGAUGCAGAUAUCUGUUAUACAUUAGCAGAUCAACAAUAUGGAAAAUUCAGCGAUAAGUAAUAAGACUACACCAUUCUGGUGUGUCCUUCGGAAUUUGAAGAAUGCCUCUGCUGUUUCUGUGUCAGUUCGAUUAAUUCACACUUCACAGAGCUUCCCAUUGACACCAAACACACUUGUGAGAACAUCUUGAAAUUCCCCAUUUUACUGCCGUUGCUAAAUUAUAUUUAAGAUUCUAAAUGGUAAAGGAGAUUGUGUUUAACUUGUAUAUUUUGUAUUCAGUAUUUGUGUGUAAUCCAUUAUGUAUACUUGGUAAUUUCCUUUAUUUAUAGUGGUACUAUGUACUGUGCGUGUACAUUGUUCUACACCGCUCAGUCCAUUUCAAAGGGUAAAGAUCAUCUGAGAUAAACAUCCGGUUUCAUGUUAUCCUGCAUUUUUGAAUCAGCUGUUUGAUUGUAGUGUUCCUGAGCCAGAGUCAUAUUGCUUAUAUAUGAUCUUGGUCACUGCUCUCGCCAAUCUCGUAAUACUUAAACAAAUGUAGCCCUACAAUGAUGUCACUGCAACAGAUUCAUUAUCUUAGAAGAACGUUGAUGCAGAUGGUUUGAAAUUAUGGGAUGAUCACUUUUUUGUUUUGUUUUUUAAAUAAAAUGUGAAAAAAAUCUAG
This is a messenger RNA of Hypomesus transpacificus, 1480 nucleotides long. RefSeq names its product small ubiquitin-related modifier 1. Gene Ontology annotation, cellular component: nucleus; PML body. The transcript is spliced from 5 exons. Lineage: Eukaryota; Metazoa; Chordata; Actinopteri; Osmeriformes; Osmeridae. Gene Ontology annotation, molecular function: ubiquitin-like protein ligase binding; protein tag activity. Gene Ontology annotation, biological process: protein sumoylation. The record is from RefSeq and is a predicted model, not a curated record. The coding region runs from base 109 to 414 and encodes 101 amino acids.